Molecule: messenger RNA, 1230 nt
Organism: Hibiscus syriacus
Lineage: Eukaryota; Viridiplantae; Streptophyta; Magnoliopsida; Malvales; Malvaceae
Exons: 5
Coding region: 196-735 (179 amino acids)
Biological process (GO): GPI anchor biosynthetic process
Cellular component (GO): glycosylphosphatidylinositol-N-acetylglucosaminyltransferase (GPI-GnT) complex
Source: RefSeq, a predicted model, not a curated record
UCUUUCUUUCUUCAACCACCGCUCUAGGUUUUGGCUCCUCCCGCCACCUUCACCGCCCGCUCACCUAUCGCCGCUGCGAGCUCAGACCCGAAGAUUCAUAGGGCCUGUUUACAGUUUGAAGAAUUGAUUAAUUGGUAACCUUUUAAGUUUGCCUCUCGUUUUUUUUUUUUGAAUCUUCAUUUACAAAAGAAAAGGAUGGGGAAGAUCUCAAUGGCUUACAUCCACGAGGGUGAAUGGCCUCCUGGGACAGUUGACAUUCACAUCGUUAAAAAGAGUCUUCGAAAGGCUGUCUCUGUAGCUAUUCUUCUUCUACCAUUCGCCUGCAUUUUCCUCUCUUUCAGGGAAAUUUCAGCCACACUUAUUUUGUGGAGAUUGCUGCUUAGUGGACACUUUGUCAUAUUAUUAUUAUUGCUUUGGAACCCUGUUCACAAAGAGUCUGUCGUCAUAAUGCCAGCCUUUGGAGUUCAGCUUGAAACUUACUAUGCAAGUGGAAGAAUCAUCCGCAGAUUUAUUCCUGCUGGUGAGAUUUUGAAACCUGUAUUAUUAGAAUGUGUUACCCCAGUAACUUGUUACUGGAGCCUCUCUUUACUUGUGCGUGGGAAGGAAGAGCUGGUGUUAGUGUUCAAGGAGCUACGCCCUCCGAUGAAGAUGUUGCUUCCCGUAUGGAAGGCCUUGUGUGCUAGCAUGGAGAACAAAGAAAGUGCAGUCACAAGUGGGGAAGUUGAAGGUGGUUGAUUUUCAAGACCAUGCAAGUAAAAAAAGAAUUAUAUGAAAACACAUCAAUUAGCAAUUAGUAAAGAAUACAUCUGGGCUGAUCGCUGCAAGUGUAGUGAAAGAGAUGGAGGGAAAUGCAUUCGCAUCAGAGUUAAAACAAACUAGUCCAUUCCAGUAGAAGAGGAUGAGCAUUAGAGAUUAUCAACAAGUUGUCUGUUGCAAAAGGAAACAGUGGAUGGCCUCUACAAAUGUGUUCCCCCCCCCCUUCUCUCUUUUAUGAUUUUCUUAUUGGUUUGUUUUAUUUGAUAUCCAAAGGGGUUGUAGGUUUAGGGUUUACUAUACUUUUAGCAAACAGGGCAAGCAUAUUGAGAAUUCAACUAGAAACAUACCUGUGUUUACUUAUUUGAGUCUGAGAAUAACACUGUGCUGUUUCGGACGGUACAUGUAUAUAUGUGUGGAAAAUGAUUGGUUUCAUUUUUCCGUAUGGCAUGAUUAUGUGCUUUCAUGUUUGUGAAA